This is a messenger RNA of Cucurbita moschata (crookneck pumpkin), 1578 nucleotides long. Its product is annotated as ornithine carbamoyltransferase, chloroplastic-like. Gene Ontology annotation, biological process: L-citrulline biosynthetic process. The record is from RefSeq and is a predicted model, not a curated record. Gene Ontology annotation, cellular component: intracellular membrane-bounded organelle. Gene Ontology annotation, molecular function: ornithine carbamoyltransferase activity; amino acid binding. NCBI's taxonomy places the organism in Eukaryota, Viridiplantae, Streptophyta, Magnoliopsida, Cucurbitales, Cucurbitaceae. The transcript is spliced from 5 exons. The coding region runs from base 274 to 1416 and encodes 380 amino acids.
CUAUGCUCACUUUGUUGAUUCCGAAGCCGAAAAGCCAUAAACACAAACAUGAAUGAAACAUAGACAAGGGUCAUUUCUUGUAGUUCGCGGACAAAUUUUUGAAAGCGAUAUACAUUUCUGUAGAAAAAAGGUUGAAUACCUUGUAAAAGUGAGAGUGAGAAUCAAAUCAAUCGAGGCGAACGACAUUGACGGAUUCGAAUUCUUGCAUUGCUCGUUCGACUGGAAUCGAUUGCUUAGCGAAACUUCCGAUAAUCCACCAUUUCAUCAACAGCAAUGGCAGCGAUUUGCUCUCACUCUAUUGUUCGAUCGGAGAAAAGCUCCCUCCCUACUCACUUCUACUCCAGUAGAGGUAUUCGGCGAUCGGUGAAAUUUUCCGGCGGCCUUUCAGGGUUUUCUGUCGCUUCUCCGGCUAGGUUUCCUGCUCGUUUUCCUUCAAUCACUUGCCAGACCUCUGCAACUUUCCCUUCUCCGGUUGUAUCAAAAGGUGUAUUGAAAGCAGAGAAGAAGGACUUCCUUCACCUCAGUGAUUUUGAUAAAUCCACCCUCAUGAAGAUCUUAGACCGUGCAAUCGAAGUUAAGGCGCAACUGAAAUCUGGAGAUAGGACAUUUCUCCCAUUUGAAGGGAAGACAAUGGCUAUGAUAUUUGCAAAACCAUCCAUGAGAACCAGAGUUUCAUUUGAGACUGGUUUCUUCUUGCUAGGGGGGCAUGCCAUAUAUUUAGGGCCCGACACUAUCCAAAUGGGAAAAAGAGAGGAAACUAGGGAUAUUGCUCGUGUUCUGUCUCGAUAUAAUGAUGUCAUCAUGGCCCGUGUUUUUGGUCAUCAGGAUAUUCUUGAUUUAGCAAAAUAUGCAACCGUGCCUGUAAUAAAUGGCCUGACGGAUUACAACCAUCCUUGUCAAGUAAUGGCUGAUGCACUCACUAUGAUUGAACACAUUGGCAAGUUAGAAGGAACUAAGGUUGUGUAUGUUGGAGAUGGAAAUAACAUGGUGCACUCGUGGUUGUUGUUGGCAUCAGUUGUACCUCUCCACUUUGUUUGUGCCUGUCCUAAAGGUUUUGAGCCGGAUAAGAACACAGUUGAAAAAGCCCGGCAAGCUGGAAUUAGCAAGAUCGAGAUUUCCCAUGAUCCCAAGGAAGCAGUGAAAGGCGCUGAUGUUGUGUAUUCAGAUGUCUGGGCAAGUAUGGGACAAAAAGAGGAGGCUGAAUAUCGGCGUAAAGCGUUUCAAGGCUUCCAGGUUAACGAAGAGCUCAUGAAUUUAGCAGGUUCAAAGGCUUAUUUCAUGCAUUGCCUUCCAGCAGAGAGAGGCGUAGAGGUGACAGAUGGGGUAAUUGAGGCUCCCAACUCCAUUGUCUUUCCACAAGCUGAGAACCGAAUGCACGCACAGAAUGCUAUAAUGCUUCAUGUUCUUGGCUUAUGAUUGUGUCCAGCACUUAAUAAUGGAAUAUGCCAAUUCAUGUUUCAAUAAUAGUAUGGCUGAGGUUAACUAGUUUAUGAUUCUCUACCGUACUGUCUUUUGUUUUUGCAAACUGGAACCUACUUUUUGCAGUACAGUUUUAACUUUUGCAGCUAGUGUUUGUCA